This is a messenger RNA of Gossypium raimondii (Peruvian cotton), 459 nucleotides long. RefSeq lists its product as uncharacterized. The transcript has 2 exons. NCBI's taxonomy places the organism in Eukaryota, Viridiplantae, Streptophyta, Magnoliopsida, Malvales, Malvaceae. The record is from RefSeq and is a predicted model, not a curated record. Bases 125 to 316 code for a protein of 63 amino acids.
AAGGGUUAAACUCGAAACCGGUUUAGCUGCCGCUUCUUCGUUACAAGAUUCUCGAGCUUAGGUGAAAAACCAGAAACAAAGAGCAAAAAAGCUGAGACUUUAUUUUUUCUUAAAAACAAAAGAGAUGGCACAGCCAAGCAAAGAGCCUUGCAAGAAAGAAGCUUGCGAUAUUCAAACUUGUCUUUCGAAGAACAACUUCCUCCCUAAAAGGUGCCAAAAAGUAAUUGAGCUGCUCCAAUCUUGCUGUGAGAAAUGCAACUAUGAAUCCACUCAUUGUGCUUCAGUGUCUGCUCUCCUAAAGCAAAUAGCCAAAUGAAAGACAACAUGACUUUCCAUGCUCAAUUCAUGCCAUUCCCUUUGAAAUACACAUUUAUAUAUCACUCAAUGUAACCUUGUAUUAGAUUUGAUGUUGUUUGGUACUGACCAUAUUCUAUAAUAUAUAUAGAUUUGAGUUUUUAA